AUCAAAAACACGGUUUCUUUAAUGGGCAUGGAUGAAAAGUUCGUUGACUUUCCUAUGAGAUGUUUAGAAAGAAAUCUCUUGGUGUACCAAAGUAAUGCCACUCAAAAUCAGCCAUCACAACCUCCUGGGUCCCCUCAAGAUCAUCCCCUGGCAGAUGAUCCAGUACCAGCAGCAGAGUUAGCACCUCUACGCAGUCUUCGUAAACCUCCUAAAAAGUAUGGUUUCACCUCUCCCUUAUCCUUGACAACAACUUUGUCAUCUGUUUCUAUUCCUUCAUCUUAUAAACAGGCAAUGGAGCAUGAAUGUUGGCAGAAGGUUAUUGAAGCAGAACUCUUAGCACUAGAAGAAAAUCAGACAUGGGAUGUUGUGCCAUCCCAUGUCCCCCAUCUAUUAAACCUUCAACAACAAGUUUGUGUUUUCAAUUAAACUCCGUUCGGAUGGAUUAAUCGAUUGUCACAAAGCCCGGUUGGUUUUGCCAGGAGUAAGCAAGAAUAUGGACUUCACUAUGACGAGACUUUCGCAUCAGUAGCCAAGAUGACCACUCUGCGCACAAUUCUAGCCCUCGCUGCAUCUCAACCUUGGCCUUUACAUCAAAUGGAUGUCAAAAACUCAUUUCUCCAUGGAGACCUCAAGGAGGAAAGUUUACAUCAAACUUCCUACCGGUGUGCCCACACCACUUAAUAUGUUUGUAGACUAAAACGUUCUUUAUAUGGUUUGGAACUGACACUGAGUGUAUGGUUUGAAAAGUAUAGAUCCACACUAGGUUUUUCAUUCACACAGUCAAUAUGAUCCAUCCCUUUUCCUACAGAGGGCUUCUACAGGAAUUGUUGUACUACUUGUUUAUGUGGAUGACAUUGUGGUGACUUGUUCUAAUGAAGAGGCUGUUUCUAGAAUUAAACAAUUGCUGGAUUCAACUUUUCACAUGAAAGAACUUGGCCGACUCAAUUACUUCUUGGGUUUAGAGGUGCAUUAUGAACCUACAGGCAUAUUUGUAAAUCAACACAAAUAUAUUCAAGAUCUGAUUGAGCUAGCAAGCCUCACCAAUUCAACCGCUGUUGACACCCCAUGCAAGUUAAUGUAAAAUAAGCCUAUGAUUGCAUAAUUAUCACUCUUCCUCAUGUUUCAACCUCUAUUCAGAUUGCAGACAUAUUCACCAAAUCAUUGACACGACAACGUCAUAAUUUCUUAGUUGGCAAAUUGAUGCUGGUAGACUUACGAGCAUAAUUUGAGGGAGGUGUCAAAGGAAUUAACGAGGUAAUAUGUUGGUCAUUGAAACCAGCAUUAAUUGACAAAAUAUCUGGUCAUCAAAACCAGUUGGACAUUUAAAGUCAGCAAAGUCUAUGUAAUUGUAAUUCUGAUUCUUUAUUGUAACUGGUAUUCUCUUUUAUUAGGAUACCCAACAGUAGAAUAAGUGUAUAUGUGGCAGUUUAACUAAUUUAUAGGGCAGAAUAUCAGUAUGUAUGAAACAAUAUAUAU
Molecule: messenger RNA, 1476 nt
Organism: Vigna angularis (adzuki bean)
Lineage: Eukaryota; Viridiplantae; Streptophyta; Magnoliopsida; Fabales; Fabaceae
Exons: 2
Coding region: 22-426 (134 amino acids)
Source: RefSeq, a predicted model, not a curated record